AAAUUAAUGAUUGAUAACAAUUUCUUUUCCAGAUCUGAUUCAUUGUACGAAUGAACCUAAUGUUUCAAUACCACAGCUAGCUAAUCUUCUUGUUGAGCGAUCACAAAAUACCAAUUGGACCGUUGUUUUUAAAGCACUCAUCACUGUACAUCAUUUACUUUGUUAUGGAAAUGAGAGAUUUACACAAUACCUAGCUUCAAGUAACAGUACUUUUCAGCUUAAUAACUUUUUAGAUAAAAGUGGUGUUCAAGGGUACGAUAUGUCACCAUUUAUCAGGCGGUAUGCAAAAUAUUUAAAUGAAAAAGCCAUGUCUUACAGAAGUGUGGCCUUUGAUUUUUGCAAAGUCAAAAGAGGAAAAGAAGAUAGCACUCUGCGUAAUAUGAAUGCAGAAAAACUAUUGAAAACUCUUCCAGCACUGCAAGCACAAUUAGAUAGUCUUUUAGAGUUUGAUUGCACCGCAAAUGACCUUACAAAUGGUGUUAUAAGUAUGGCAUUCAUGCUCCUUUUCCGAGAUUUAAUACGUCUUUUUGCUGGAUAUAAUGAUGGCAUAAUCAAUCUAUUAGAAAAGUAUUUUGAUAUGAAUAAGAAACAGUGUCGAGAUGCAUUAGAUUUAUAUAAGAAAUUUCUCAUACGGAUGGAUCGUGUCGGUGAAUUUCUAAAAGUGGCAGAGGUAAUGUCUGAAUCAUUAACAAAUAAAUCUAAAGGAGUGAUAACUGAAAGAGUAUGA
Molecule: messenger RNA, 727 nt
Organism: Cotesia congregata
Lineage: Eukaryota; Metazoa; Arthropoda; Insecta; Hymenoptera; Braconidae
Source: the annotation of a GenBank genome assembly